AUGAAGAGACGGAUUGACUUAUGUCGUCAAAUUUUUGAAAUCCAGCCAGCAUAUAGAACAAAGAAAUGCAUUUACUCAAUAAACUCUAAUAGUAUCCUAUAUAAUGUCGUAGAUACGAAUGUCAAAUUUUUAAAACAUAAACAUGCGGCAGAGGCAGUUACGUAUCAAGACUUAUUCUCUCUAGCAAACUUCAAUCCAUCAUUUGAUGGUAAAAUAACUUCAAAAUUAUUAUCAUAUAUUCCACAAAAUCAAACAGAGAUCGAAAUCAUCAUUAUACAUCUCCUAUUUGCAUCUGCUUCAUUGUUUUACUUCUACGAUAACUCCAUGGAAAUUCAAAACUGUGCAGAUUUUUUUCAAUUAAUUUGCAAGUUCCCAAAUUCUUUAUAUCAAGAUCUCAUCGCAUCCGCAAUAUCAGAAGUAUACUUAAUAUGUGUAUCUCUUGACUUCGAUACACAUUUUGACUUAAUUUUAUCAACUCUUUCCGAAUAUAUCAAUACAAUCAACUUAAAUCCAACAAAUUUGAUAUCUAAAAUCAUAGAUUCCAUAGAAGUUAUCGCAAAAAAGACCGAUUACGAAAAAAAUUCUCAUGGACCAACAUUUUUGACUUUUUUAACAACAGUUAUAGCAGAUCACACGGAAUUCUUUACGAACGAGAUGUAUGACAACUUGUUCAGGAUCAUACAACCUUAUAUCUUGCAGUUACACGAGAAUUGUUUAAAUAUUUUUUAUUUAAUUCACAAAAAUCUCGAUUUGACACUGAUUUCUGAGUUCGUCAACAACUUCUUUGAAAGGAUAUGCACGGAAAUAGAGUCAGAAUCCCCUUAUUACGAUGUUUUGUCGAUUGAUUCGUUGGAAUUAGAACUAGAAAAAUCUCCAAUGUAUCAGAUGAUUUUUCCUCAAAGAAAAACCUUCCAAAACGGUUUUAUUCUGCCAGAUAUCGUUCAAAAAUCGGGAGAAUCGAAAAAUAUAAUAAAUCCAAAAUAUCAAGACAAAGUAUCACUCGUUUUCAAGAUAAUCAGUAACAUUGAAUCAGCCUACAUCGCAUUACUGUUCAAAUUCAUAACAAAAGUCAAAAUUGCAAAAGAUACAAAAUAUUAUUUUGAUUAUUGUGGGUUAUUAGUACUUUAUUUACUAAUCGGACGAAUACAAAUUGAAAAAUCAGACUUUCCAAUACCAGAAUUCAUUGGAAAUCCAAAAAUUUCCACAUCAAAUACAAAUAAUUUGUAUUCUAUGAGAUUUUUCUUUUUGUACUUGAUUCUUAUUAACUUUAACCAAGAUUUAGAUAAAUUCCUAUUGCAAAUGGCCCAUUUUCCUAUCCUGUUCUCUGAAUAUUUACAUAUUUUGAUGAAUUUGAUGGCAGAUUUAAUUCCUUAUAUCCAAAAUCAUACAAAUAUCAUACAGACACUAGCUUCAAUAUCGAUACAGCUUCAAUUGGCCAAUUUCAAGGCAAAUGAAAAUAUUUCUGAAAUUGAAAGCUGCAGAUUAACACUUUUCAAGCUUUUUGAGGAUCUUCUGGAUAAAGAUGACAUAAUGAUACAGUUCUUUGCCAAUCCUUUGUUCACUUCUCAUAUCAUUUCAUUAUUAUACGAAGAAAACGUUCGAGAAUUUGCUCUUAGCAAGUUAUGUAGAUAUAUAUCAAUAUCAGAAACUCUUCCUUGUUUGAUUUCGAUAAUUAAUCCUUUAUUUGACCAAAUUUCAAAUUAUUCUAUUUCAGAUGAUCGACAACAAUCAAUUUUACUCAUGAUUAUCAAGUCUAUUAACAAUAACGCGAGAAACAUCCAACUUUUUGUUGAUUUUACCGAUCAAUUAACAAUUGUCUUAAAAUCUUUGACAAAAACUGAAUUUUCAGAAGAAAUUGUUCUUGAAAUCAUCAAAUUAUUCGUUACCAUGUCACAAGAAACAUGUUUGAAGCAUCAUUGGGUCGAAGAUUUAGAAUUUUGUUAUAAUCAGUUAGAUUUACACGACGAAAGGUCAUUUAUCGGUAUGGAAAGUUUAUUACUAGGCAAGAAUGUUGAUUCCAUUGUUUUAAAUGUUGAAAUUAAGAAUGAUUUCGUAUUUCCAAUAAUUUUCAGAAUUUUUUAUCGAAAGAAGGAAGAUUUGAUGCAAUACUUCAUCAGUUUAUGCAACUAUUCAAAUAUCAAUGCCAGAUUGAUGCAUUUUAGCAAAUUAGAUUUAGAAAUAAUAAAAAUCUUCGAACAAGAUUCAUCAGAUGACGAAUUACUUGAAUUAUUUUAUCAUAUAUCAUCUGUUUCAUCAUCUCCACAGAUUGUUCAACAGUUUUUGGCUUUAUUCAGUUUAAUUCAUAAAAGAUUUGUCAGACCGAGGUCGAAUUACGUUAAUUUAUUAUCAAAAUUACUUAUUGAUAUACAAGGGAAGCCAGAGAUGUCGUUAUCAUUGUCAGAACGUCAUGAAUUCAACUUUUCAAGUGAAUUUAAUCAAUUUGCAAUUUCAUUUUGGUUGAAUUUGACAUCUACAAGCCAAGGAACAAUUAUCUCUUUAUCUAGAAACGAUUCCGAUGAAGAGAAACUGUUGAUGAUCAAAGAAAAAGAUUUUUUGUGUAAAGGAUAUCGAAUAAACACAAAAAUCUCUUUUUCAAAAUGGAUUUUUGUUGUUUUGAGCCUCAAAAAUUCGACUUUGAGAAUUUUUAUAGAUUCCGACCAAAUUUCAAAUAUAAAAAUUUCUCAAAAUGUCAAAAAUUUCAAUAAAUUAAUUAUUGGAAAUUUGACAGACGAUAACGAUUAUUCUUCUCAAAUUUCGAAUGUAGUAAUUAGUGAUUUAUUGAGUGUACAAAAGAUUCAGGAGUAUUACAGGAAAGGACCGAGGAGUAUGUUUCAGUUUGAUAAUCCAAUUUUUGCUGUUUCUUAUUCAUUGAUUUCUAAAAUACAAAAGAAUGUCGACAGAAAAUUUGCAAACAUUCUGUUGAGAUUCUUCAGAGUCAACAUUUUGCUGCCUUUGUUCGCUCAGUUGGAUUUGGAAAUGAUUGACUUCAAAUCUGUUCAAUAUCUUAUGUCUAAAUACACAAACAAAAUAGAAGAAAAGAAAUUGGAAAAAUUAGAAAAUGAAAUUGAUCAAGGAAAAGAAAAAAUUUCUCUAGAAAAUUUGGAAAAUUUUGAUCAAGGAAAUAAUGAAAAACCUCAAGAAAAUGUUGAUGAAAAUGAAAAAUUAGAAAAAAUUUAUAAUGAAAAUAUCGAAAAAUCUCAAGAAAAUGUUGAUGAAAAUGAAAAAUUAGAAAAAAUUUAUAAUGAAAAUAUCGAAAAAUCUCAAGAAAAUGUUGAUGAAAAUGAAAAAUUAGAAAAAAUUUAUAAUGAAAAUAUCGAAAAAUCUCGAGAAAAUGUUGAUGAAAAUGAAAAAUUAGAAAAAAUUUAUAAUGAAAAUAUCGAAAAAUCUCGAGAAAAUGUUGAUGAAAAUGAAAAAUUAGAAAAAAUUUAUAAUGAAAAUAUCGAAAAAUCUCGAGAAAAUGUUGAUGAAAAUGAAAAAUUAGAAAAAAUUUAUAAUGAAAAUAUCGAAAAAUCUCGAGAAAAUGUUGAUGAAAAUGAAAAAUUAGAAAAAAUUUAUAAUGAAAAUAUCGAAAAAUCUCGAGAAAAUGUUGAUGAAAAUGAAAAAUUAGAAAAAAUUUAUAAUGAAAAUAUCGAAAAAUCUCGAGAAGAAAAAAGUGAAAUUCUUCAAGAAAAAACUGACAAAAAAUUAGAAAAAUUUGAUGGAAAAGAAAAGAGAGAAAAUGAUGAAAAUAAUCAAGAAAAAUCUUUUGAAGAAAAGAAAGAAAUUUCUAAUGAAAAUCAAGAUGAAAUAUCUCAACAAAAUUCUCAAGAAGAAAUAACAGAAAACUAUGAAAAAACAAAAGAUGUUGAUCAAGAAAAAUCAUCUGAAGGAAAAGUUGAAAAAUCAAAAGCAAUUUUGUCUGAAAAUAAUCAAGAAAAAUCCGAAAAAAUUCUUCAUGAAAAAACUGACAAAAAUGAAGAAAAAUCUUCUGAAGAAAACUCAAAAGAAAACAAUGAAAAUAAUCAAGAGAAAUCCGAAAAAAUUCUUCAUGAAAAAACUGACAAAAAUGAAGAAAAAUCUUCUGAAGAAAACUCAAAAGAAAACAAUGAAAAUGAUCAAGAGAAAUCCGAAAAAAUUCUUCAUGAAAAAACUGACAAAAAUGAAGAAAAAUCUUCUGAAGAAAACUCAAAAGAAAACAAUGAAAAUGAUCAAGAGAAAUCCGAAAAAAUUCUUCAUGAAAAAACUGACAAAAAUGAAGAAAAAUCUUCUGAAGAAAACUCAAAAGAAAACAAUGAAAAUAAUCAAGAAAAAUCCGAAAAAAUUCUUCAUGAAAAAACUGACAAAAAUGAAGAAAAAUCUUCUGAAGAAAACUCAAAAGAAAACAAUGAAAAUAAUCAAGAAAAAUCCGAAAAAAUUCUUCAUGAAAAAACUGACAAAAAUGAAGAAAAAUCUUCUGAAGAAAACUCAAAAGAAAACAAUGAAAAUGAUCAAGAGAAAUCCGAAAAAAUUCUUCAUGAAAAAACUGACAAAAAUGAAGAAAAAUCUUCUGAAGAAAACUCAAAAGAAAACAAUGAAAAUAAUCAAGAGAAAUCUAAAGAGAUUCCAAAUGAAGAUGAUGAUAAGACGGAGGAGGAAAUUCCAGUUGAUGAAAAAAUUAGAAAUCAAGAGAGAAUCAGAGAGCAGUUAGAGAAGAGAAAGAAAAUUGAUGAAUUAAUAAUAAAUGAAUUAUUGACUAAAUCCAAAAAUGACCAAAUCGAUGUAAGUAAUUUAACAAUUCUUCCAAAUGAUGUCUCUAUAAUUGACAUCAUAAGUCUCCUUUCUUUGGCUCUUUACGCAGGAGAAAAAGAAGAAAUUGAUUUUGUCUCAAAUGAUGGAACAAAAAUUUUGUCACAUUUGUUGACUUCACUUAACCAUUUUCAUUUAACAAUUGAUUGCUACAAAUCACUGUUUUUAGUUGUAGAAACAUCAUUGACAGAAGACAUAAAGAAUUCCAUGAUGAAAGACAUUCUUUUGAACUUCAAUAUUUGGAGAUUUUCUCCUGACCAAACUCAAAUUUAUUCUUAUUUGUCAGAAAAAAUUUUUGAAUAUUCACCAACAUUAAUUUGCCAGAAUUUGUCAUUGAACAAACUCCUAAACACAAUAAGAAUCUAUUUCUGGUACGAUAGAUUGGAAAUUCACAAUGACGAUAGAAAAGUGACAGACAUAACUGAAGUGAGAAAAUUUUUAUUUAAUUUUGGUUUAAACAUUGCGUGGCAUUCAUUAACUAUGAAGAGUUUCAAGAAAAUUAUAUCACAUAUCAUAACUGUUCCCGAUGAUCGACAAAGAAAAGAUUUGUUACAGUUUUUGUUGAGUGUAACAAGUCAUAAUUCAAUUAUCUUUAAUUUGGGAACACAAGUUUUGACUUUUUCAAAACAAUUGAAUAGUUUAUUUAAUUCUGACGAUGAAGAAAUCAUAUUUUUGACGAUUUCUAGUAUUUCUGCUUUGCUUUAUUGUUUCCCUGAAAUGAAACCGAAAUUUGUCACUUUUGCCACUUCACUUGACCAAAUAAUUCCACAAAGAAAAUUUGGAGUUUUGUUUUUACAGAAAAUUGUUUCAAUUUUACCUGCUUUCCCUGAACUAUUCAAAUUUAUCACUUUUGUAUCAAUGAACUCACGAAAUAGUUUAGUUUAUGAUGUCAUGGAACCUUCCAUUAAGUUCACAACCAUUGAUUACUGGUACAAAUAUUCGAUUGUUCACGCGAUAAAUGACAAAGAAUCACAAAUUUUCACUUUUCUUUGCAAAUGUAAACUGGAAAACACAUUUGAGUUCGCAAUGAUGACUGAUUUGAUCUGUAGAUCUAUAAAUAAGGACCAAUACCAUUAUUUGUCACUUUUGAUAUCGGCUUCACUUCACUUUGCAUUUGAUUCACGAGCUAAAACACCAUUGAUGAAUAAUUUAGUUAAUAUUGCAUUCCAUUUCAUAUUUUUCCAUGAUGGAUUUGCGAAAACAAACAAAAACAUUGAUUAUUUGUUUGAAAAAUCUCCGUUUUCUGACAAAGAAAGAAUGAUUUUGUCUUCUAGAUCAAAUCCUAACAUUGCCUCUUUCUCUCCAAAGAGAAACUACAAGAAUAUUUCUAAAUCUAAUCCAAAUUUAACUGAUUUGACUGAUUCAGUUGAUGACUCUGAUGAAAAAUUACAAAGAUUUUUCUUGGAUGAUUCUGAAACAGAUAAUUCUUUGAUUUUAGAGAAAAAUCAAGAAAUUCCUGAAAAUUCUGAACAAAAAACUGAAAAUCAAAAUAAUAAUGAAAAAUCUGACAAAAAUUCUGAAAAAAUGUCAGAAAAUGUCAAAAAUAUACAAGAAAAAAUUAAUGAAAAAGAAAAUUCUUCUAAUAAUCAAAGUCCAGAUAAAAAUACAGAAAAAUUGACAGAAAAUGUCAAAAAUCAAGAAAAUUCAGAAGAAAACGUCAAAUUUUCAGAAAAUUUGUCAGAAAAUGUCAAAAUUUCUGAUGAAGAAAAAUCGAAAAUUAGUCAAAAUAAUGAGACAACGAGUAUUAAUACUUUGUUGAAUGAAAAUACGAAGUCAAGUGACAAUUUGUCAGAGAAUGAUAAGACACCGAAUUCAUCGAUAUUAAAUGAAUCAGAGAACAUGUCAAAUUCGAAUUUAUCAGAGUCAGAGAGAUUUAUUUCUGAUUCAAACAUUUCAGAAUCAGAUCUAAGUGAACAAAUAAAUCAUUCCGAAGUAGAAAAACUCCAGUUAAAUCUCACUGACCAACUGAUAAAGAAGUACAGAUUUGUUCCAACGAAAGAACAAUUUUCUCUCCGAAUUUCAGACAAAAAAGGAAAAUGGGAAGAUUUUUCUUUGAGUUUGCUUUUACUCAAAAUUUUCUCUGUCUACAAAUUAGACAAUGUCCACUCGUUUUCUUCAAUUGUUUUGUACUUCUUACAUCAAUCAAAUGACGUAGGAAAACAAAUUGCAAAUGAUUUGUACAGAGACAAUGUAAAAGUUUUGAGUGACGAUAAUAGCGGUUAUUUUGUAAUGUUUAGAGACAAAAUCACCGGAAAAUUUUCAACAAACUCAUUCAAUAUUUUGAAUGACAUCAACAAAUUCAACAAUUUUAAUUACAAUGAUCAUUUUUUGGCCGAAAUCAAGAGUAUAAGGAAAAACAUUAAUUAUUUAUCUGUCAAUUCAAUUAAAGUUCUUCCAAACUCUUUACCUCCAGAAAUCUUUAACUUCGAAGAGAAAAUUUCCAAUUUCUACAACGAAAUUCAAUCUUUUAAGAAUGAAAAUCGAAAGAAAUGGCACAUUUUCUGGUCAAAUGCUUCACAAGGACCAUUUAUGAAUAAAAAUGAACAGAAAACAAAAAGAUUCAAGAGAGAUGAAAGUUUGUUUUACUGCAUGUGCCCGUGGAGACUGAAAAUAAACAGAAAAUUCGAUGACCACACGAAAGAAUCAAUCGCAAGAGAACUCGGAAACUCCCAGAAACAAGAAGAAGCAAUGAAAAUGUUUAAAGAAAAAGAAAACGAAGAAAAAGUGACACUUCCAAAACUUCUUGAAAUUGUUGACACAAAAACAAAAGAAAACAAAGUCGAAGGAAAUGAAAACCAAAUUUCUGAAUUUGAUUGUGAAUUAAUAACGAUCAAAAAGUGUCAAAAAUGUAAAUUUAUAAUUUGCAAAUCAUUUUUGAUGAUAGAAAACAAUUUCAAGAAGACGAAAAUUGUUUAUUUCCAUGAGAUAUCGAGAAUACUACAAAGACCAAAAUUCCAAAGAAUUACAGCAAUUGAAAUUUUUACAAAAAGUGGCAGAUCUUAUUUUGUGAACUUUACACAAAGAAAUUUGCCAAAAGUGAUAAAAUCUUUGACAUAUCACUUGACGAAUGAAAACAUUUUGAUCCAGAAGACAUCGAAUUUUGCGAAGUUCUUUUCACAACAAAAUCUAACAGAAAAAUGGCUGAAUUACGAAUUAUCUAAUUUUGAAUACUUGAUGUUAAUAAACGUCUUUUCAGGACGAUCAUUUAGCGAUUCGAGCCAAUAUCCAUUUAUGCCAUGGACUUUGAAAGAAUUCAAGAAAUCCAAUUUGGAUUUAGCAGAUGUAAGUAAUUAUAGAGAUUUGACGUUACCUAUUGGACAAGUUGAUAAAGAGAGAUACGAAAUGUUGAAACAAAGAGUUGAUUUAGGCCAAACAAACUUUUUGUAUUCGAGUUUUUGUGUUUCACCUUUGAGUUUGUUUUUGUGGUUGAUAAGAACAGAACCAUUUACAACUUUGCACACUGAAAUGCAGAGUGGAAAAUUCGAUGUUCCAAGUAGAAUUUUCAAAUCGAUUUCGGAAGCUUAUAAACUUGCAACAACAAGAAUUAAUGAUUACAGAGAAUUGAUCCCAGAAUUUUUCUAUUUCCCUGAAUUUCUUUUGAAUUUAAACGGUUUUGACUUUGGCCAAGUUCGUGAUGAAAAAGUUGAUGAUGUCAAAUUACCUCCGUGGUCAAAGAAUGCUGUUGAAUUUGUUUAUAAGAUGAGAGAAAGUUUGGAAUCCGAUUAUGUGUCAGAAAACAUCAAUAAUUGGAUUGAUUUUUAUUUCGGUGUUGACCAAAAGAAAGAAAACAAUUUGUUCUGCGAAACAUGUUAUUCAGGAAUUUGGACAAAAGAAUUACUUAAGAACAAGGAACAGAGAGAUACAAUUGAAGCACAAAUGACUUUGUUGGGACAAUUUCCUCAACAAAUUUUCACUCAAAAACAUCCAAAAAGAAAGCCGAGAAAAGAUAUAAUAAAUGAUAUGAGAGAAAACAACAAACUGAAGAUCUCGGAGAAUAAAAUCAAAUCUGCUUCAAUCAAUGAACAUUUAGUGACAAUUUUGUCAGAAAAUGAAAUUAAAGUUAUUGAAAUCAAUCCAGAAAAUUUCAAAAUUAUGAAAAAUUAUUUGAAUGAAAAUGUCGAAAUUGUUUUGAAUGAGAAUUUGUAUUUGACGAAAACAUACUCAAUACAAUCAUUCAACAACACAAACGACAAAAUUGUUGACUUAGUGAAUGUUUCUUGUUAUUCUCUCAAGAGAAAAUCAAAAAUUGUUGUUUCUUAUGAUUCAAUUUUGAAUAUUUUCAAAGAUAAUUUCACAAUUUCAGUUCCAUUUUAUGGAGAGUCAAUCAAAUGUUGUGAUGUUUCAACCGAGUAUGGCUUAGUUAUUUGUGGAACAUCAUCAUUCUCAGUCAACAUUUGUAAGUUGAAUGAUGGAUCAAAGAUUCAAACAUUAGAUUUAGAUUUUUGUCCAAACUUUGUUUUGAUCACAAAUAAAUGGGGUUUCAUUUAUUGUCUUGACAAAACAGGCAACAUUAUGGGAUCUACCCUCAAUGGAACUGUUUUCAUGCGAAAUAACCAUUUUGGGAAGGAAAUCACAUGUUUGACAUCGUUUUCAUCAAAUUUCGGCUUUGAUUACAUUGCUCUUGCAUAUGAAGAUGGAAAAAUCGUUGUUUUUGAUGCAUUUUACGGCAUGAAUGAAGGAAACAAACAAUCAUUUAGAUGCUACAGCAAAGUUAUCUCACUGAAAUAUCUUUAUGAUUUGAAAUGUCUUUGUGCAAUCACAGAGAAUGGUUUCAUUCACUUCUUUUAUGUACAAUUAUAA
Messenger RNA from Trichomonas vaginalis G3, 9564 nucleotides. Its product is annotated as beige/BEACH-related family. The transcript has a single exon. Bases 1 to 9564 code for a protein of 3187 amino acids. Gene Ontology annotation, molecular function: protein binding. Lineage: Eukaryota; Parabasalia; Trichomonadida; Trichomonadidae. The record is from RefSeq and is a predicted model, not a curated record.